AUGACCAUGAAUGCAGAAGCGUGGAACUUUCUUGUUGCCUGGACUCAGAUGUUACUGUUACUUCGACUGGCUCCCCAGUACGUCAGUGCCAAACCUUGCCCUUCAGCAUGUCGCUGUGAUGGAGGUUUCAUUUAUUGCAAUGAUAGGGAUUUGACAUCUAUUCCUUCGGGGAUACCAGAGGAUGCUACAACUCUCUACCUUCAAAAUAAUCAGAUCAACAAUGCUGGGAUACCUUCUGACCUGAGAGGCCUGGACAAAGUGGAAAGGAUCUACCUAUACCGGAACAGUUUAGAUGAAUUUCCAAUUAAUCUCUCCCAAAAAAUGUUAAAGAGCUGCACCUGCAGGAAAAUAAUAUAAGGACUAUAACCUAUGAUGCACUUUCACAGAUUCCUGCAAUUGAGGAGCUACAUCUAGAUGAUAAUUCUGUGUCUGCAGUUAGCAUUGAGGAUGGGGCAUUUCGAGACAACAUUUAUCUCCGUCUUCUGUUCCUUUCUCGAAAUCACCUAAGCACAAUACCUUGGGGUCUGCCUCGAACAAUCGAAGAGCUACGUUUGGAUGAUAACCGAAUUUCCACUAUUGCAGAGAUCUCUUUGCAGGACCUCACAAAUCUAAAACGUCUUGUUUUGGAUGGAAAUCUCUUAACCAAUAGUGGCCUUGGGGAAAGGGUCUUUAUGAAUUUGGUCAAUCUGACAGAGCUGUCACUGGUUCGAAAUUCUCUGUUAUCUCCCCCUGCAAAUCUGCCAGGUGCAAAUUUGAGAAAGCUUUAUCUUCAAGAGAAUCAUAUGAAUUAUGUGCCACCCAAUGCUUUUGCUGACCUUACCCAACUUUAUCGACUUGACAUGUCAAACAACAAUCUGACAUCUUUACCUCAGGGUAUUUUUGAUGAUUUGGAUAAUUUGACCCAGUUAUUCCUACGCAACAAUCCUUGGUAUUGUGGCUGCAAAAUGAAAUGGGUACGUGACUGGCUUCAGUCUUUGCCUUCCAAAGUUAAUGUUCGUGGGCUGAUGUGCCAAGCACCGGAGCGUGUUAGGGGAAUGACCAUUAAAGACCUUAACAAAGAAUUAUUUGAUUGUAAAGACAGAUUUGAUAAAAAUCUUAUACAGAUUACAACAACAACUAUGUUAAACACUUUGCUGCCAGCACAAGGUCAGAGGCCAGUAUCUGUGACCAAACAGCCGGAAAUCAGGCCACCUGACCUUAACAAAAUCUACCGAACCACACCAAUACCGGUGAGGAAAAUAAUCACAAUCAACGUAAAAGCGGUCACUGUUGAGACCAUCCACAUUUCCUGGAAAAUUGCUUUACCAAUGAAGUCACUAAGACUUAGCUGGCAGUUAGGCCACAGCCCAGUGUUUGGAUCUAUUACAGAAACCAUUGUGACAGGUGACAGAACGGAAUAUUUGCUCACAGCACUUGAGCCAGAGUCACCAUACCGUAUAUGUAUGGUUCCCAUGGAAACCGGAAACUUCUUUUUAUUGGAUGAAACACCUGUUUGUAUUGAAACAGAGACUGCCCCACUUAAAAUGUAUAACCCCACCACAACUUUAAAUAGAGAGCAGGAGAAGGAGCCUUAUAAAAAUUCCAAUUUGCCUCUAGCAGCUAUCAUAGGUGGAGCAGUGGCUCUAGUGGCAAUCACGCUCCUUGCAUUGGUUUGUUGGUAUGUCCACCGGAACGGAUCCUUGUUUUCCAGGAACUGUGCUUACAGCAAGGGCCGGAGAAGAAAAGAUGAUUAUGCAGAAGCAGGGACUAAAAAAGACAACUCCAUUUUAGAAAUUAGGGAGACCUCUUUUCAGAUGAUACCAAUAAAUAGCGAUCCAAUGACCAAGGAGGAGUUUAUAUUACACACUAUAUUCCCAUCCAAUGGAGUAACCUUGUACAAAACCAGUCACAGUGAAAGCAGCAGUAACAGAAGCUACAGAGACAGUGGUAUUCCAGAUUCUGACCAUUCACAUUCAUGA
Staurois parvus is the source of this 1958-nucleotide messenger RNA. The record is from the annotation of a GenBank genome assembly. Lineage: Eukaryota; Metazoa; Chordata; Amphibia; Anura; Ranidae.